UACCCAUGUACUUAGCCUACACGUAAGCACAACCACCAUGUUGUAUCUCCACCAGUGAUAUUGUGACCAGACAAUCAACUUUGUAAAGUUUGGUGUUGGACGUCCGAGAGGAGUGAACAGCACGGAAAUGACAUGUAUUCUUUAGCUGUUAUCUUGGGUUUAUUUCUUCUGGCGGACGGAUGGAACCAGAAGGUUACAGAAGCCGACAUGAAGCUCGAGAAACUGCUCCAAUUGCUCAUGGAAAUGAAAGUAGAUUUGCUGUUCGAAGCUGGCAUUGAUGAAUCCUGUAGCGCGAGUGAUGAAGAAGUCACGCAUGGUUGGUUGCGGAAAAUCAAUGAGGAAUACCGAAUUGAAAUGAACAGAAAUGUGUUGGAUAACUGGAACUACGAGUCCAACAUCACCAAUACUACAAAGAACACGAUGACGGAAAGCAAUGUGAGGUUCACGGCAUAUGCACGACAAUUGGGGGAGGAAGCUGGUAGGUGUAGGAAUCCAAACUUCUCUGAUGAUAUCAGCAGACAGCUGAAGCUGUUGAGCCAGAUAUACUCGCCCAAAGACCCGGAUACUGUCAAGGAGUUGGAGGAUUUAAAAGCCGAUCUUACCGAAAUAUAUGGAAGUGCUGUAGUAGAAAUGGACGGGGAAAAGCUACAGAUCGAACCAGAGCUGACUGAAAUCAUGGCUAACAGCCGAAACGAGGCGGAGCUCCGGGAGGCAUGGGAAAAUGGCGUGACGUCACUGGCAAACAGAUGAAAAAAAAAUUUACUAGAUUGGUAGAACUUCAGAACACUGGAGCCAAGGAUAACGGUUACAAAUCACAAGCGGAGGUCUGGCUUACGAUAGAUUUCGACGAAAUUAAUGGGGUAGAGAAAAUGUGUGACAAAUUAUGGACAGAGCUGAAACCUUUGUACUCAGAACUUCUCACAUAUGUCCGAAAUAAACUGGUGGAUUUCUACAGGGAUGACAUCACUUUUCCAGACGAUGGGUCCAUACCCGCUCACUUACUUGGUAAUAUGUGGGCGCAAGAUUUUGAAUCAAUUUUCGAUAUAGUGAGACCUUAUGAUAUACAAAACGAAAAUUACGAUGAUGUGCUGAAAGAUCAGGGGUAUACACCAGUGAAAAUGUUUAUGAAGGCCCAGGAGUUCUAUAUGUCUCUAGGACUGCCGAGAAUGACGAGAAAAUUCCGGAGGAAAUCUAUUAUUGUAAAACCAGCUGGUCGUAAACUUGUUUGUCAUGCCUCUGCGUGGGACUUUUUUGACGACGACGAUUUCAGGAUUAAGAUGUGUACCAAUGUAACUAUGGAUUACUUUGAGACGAUUCACCACGAGAUGGGUCACGUGCAGUACUUUAUGGCAUACGAGAAUCAGCCAGUCGUCUACCGGCGAGGCGCAAACGGGGGAUUCCAUGAAGCUAUCGGAGACACCAUUGCCAAUGCUGUCCGAACACCCCAACACUUGUGUGAGUUGAUUGGAGUAGCCUGUCCGAGUCCGGGCGUAGACACGCACGAGGCGGAUAUGAACUACCUGAUGAAGAAAGCCCUCUUAAAGGUUGCUUUUCUUCCAUUCGGCUUACUAAUCGACAAGUACCGAUGGGCAGUGUUCAGGGGAACCAUCAAACCAGAACAUUACAACUCCGAGUGGUGGAAGAUGAGGAUGGAGUACCAGAUGAUAUCUCCUCCAUCGCCUCGAGGGGAGGAGUAUUUUGAUCCAGGUGCUAAAUACCACGUGGCCGCUAGCGUCCCCUACGUACGCUUCGAAAGUCUGAUGCAGAAUAAUGCUUUAAUGGGAGCUGAAACAGGAGUGGCUAGCGGGACAUAUUACCCUCUAGGCCAGCAGCAGGUUGCUGUGUUUGACGACAGGUUAGCUAUAGUCAAGAUUAUACAACUGCACAGAUAGAAAUAGACGUUAUCAUUAAAAAGGUCUGUUGCAUUUUAAAUAAACGUAGACAUAUAUAUAUGUAGCUACGAAACAAGCGGUACAAAAUGAUACAUAAAUUGAAAGGAAGCGAUCUGUAUGUUUGGUAUAUAACAUUAAGAAAGUGAAUUGCAUGUUUGUUAUGACGUUAAGGAAGCGAUCUGUGUGUUUGGUUGAUGACCUUUUGUAUAAGAAAUAAGAAAUGUGAGGAUGAAGUGUGCCCCAUCAUUGGGAUCGUCUGAAAAGUUUAAAGUACAAGACAUCAUGAUAUGAUUGAAACUGAUGCCUUUUACAUUUUUGGUUCUUUGAGUCAUAAAUCAGACAUAAGGAUUUUAAGAAACGGGAAAAAGCAUUAAAGCGUUUUUGUCUACUUUACUUAAUGAUUUAUACGCCCUAGCCUGAUAAACUUGCCUGAUACAAUACCGAAUAUAAUCCUAGAUGAUUGACAUCGCUGAUUGUACAUAGAUAGAACAACAGCAUGUGAAAUACCAACACCGUUGUGAGACAACCUCCAAAUGAGUCCACGCUCACUCCUCGACCUUGCAUCAUUCUUAUGUUG
Molecule: messenger RNA, 2469 nt
Organism: Pecten maximus
Lineage: Eukaryota; Metazoa; Mollusca; Bivalvia; Pectinida; Pectinidae
Product: angiotensin-converting enzyme-like
Exons: 11
Coding region: 714-1892 (392 amino acids)
Biological process (GO): proteolysis
Cellular component (GO): plasma membrane
Molecular function (GO): peptidyl-dipeptidase activity; metallopeptidase activity
Source: RefSeq, a predicted model, not a curated record